This is a messenger RNA of Triticum turgidum subsp. durum (durum wheat), 396 nucleotides long. Lineage: Eukaryota; Viridiplantae; Streptophyta; Magnoliopsida; Poales; Poaceae. The record is from the annotation of a GenBank genome assembly.
AUGGCUGACCAUGACCCAGAGUUGGAGGCCAUCAGGCAGAGGCGAGUGCAAGAGCUAAUGGGACAGCGUGGUGGUGCGGCAAGCCCACAAAAUGCAGGGCAACAAAAGGCUCAGGAAGAUGCAAAGCAGGAAGCUGAGGAACGCCGACAGAUGAUGCUUUCUCAGAUACUAUCUUCUGAAGCUAGAGAAAGACUCUCCCGCAUAGCUUUGGUCAAGCCUGAUAAAGCAAGAGGAGUGGAGGAUGUUCUGCUGAGAGCUGCACAAACUGGUGGAAUAUCUGAAAAGGUGUCUGAAGAAAGGCUUAUCUCACUUCUGGAGCAAAUCAACAGCCACACAAGCAAACAAACCAAAGUGACGAUUCAGAGGCGUCGCAACGUCCUUGACGACGAUGACUAG